This is a messenger RNA of Leptopilina boulardi, 954 nucleotides long. RefSeq names its product SCAN domain-containing protein 3-like. Gene Ontology annotation, molecular function: nucleic acid binding. Lineage: Eukaryota; Metazoa; Arthropoda; Insecta; Hymenoptera; Figitidae. Bases 1 to 954 code for a protein of 317 amino acids. Gene Ontology annotation, biological process: DNA integration. The record is from RefSeq and is a predicted model, not a curated record. The transcript has a single exon.
AUGGUCCACGGAAAGCCUCGUCAUUCCCAAAGCCAGGGAUCAGUUGAGCGGUACAAUCAGGAUGUCAGAGAUAUGCUGGUAUCGUGGAUGGCCGAUAAUAAAACCAAAAAAUGGUCGGAAGGGUUACGCUUUAUCCAGAGUAAAAAGAAUCGUGCUCUUCAUACUGGAAUUAAAGUGAGUCCAUAUGAAGCAAUGUUCGGCUGUUCACAAAAAAUUGGUUUAGGCGAUUCACAAUUAUUGGAGGAAGACUACGCUUCAAUGACUACUGAGGAAGAACUUGAGGAACUUUUAAGCGCGCCUAAUACUGAGGAUCAGAGUGCGGACAACUCAACUGAAGAUAAUACUAAUGAUUGCGAAAAAGACGUAAUUGAUAAUAAAUGUCACAUUUGUGGAAUUGAAGCCGACGUUGAGGACCUUUGCAUUACUACUGACGAAAAUGAGCUUAAUGGCAAAAAAUUGUGCAAGGUGUGCUUCAGAAAAAUAGUGAAUACACGGGGUGCAGCAGCAAGAGGGUUAAAGCGGCAAGCAGAAAAAAUGCUUGCUCAUUCCAACGAGAAGUUAAGACCAGUUCCUGUUGGGUCAAACGUGGUAUUGGGAGUUCCUGAUGUGGAUAGAAGCAGAGUUGCAGCUCGUAACGUACUGGCAGUUGUUGAAGCAGUCACACCUGAUGGUCUUCAUCGUUUAGGAACCAAAGAUGGUACACUGCAUAGGCAGUACGCGCGGAAUGAAUUUACCCCUGCUGAUUCAAGAUUUAUAACCGCACAGGAUGUACCACCCACAACCUUAACUUUACGAAAAGCUUCGGCUCUUAACUCUGGUUCAACGCAAGGAUUUGUUUUCUGCAACUGCGCGCAAUAUUGCAAAACAAACAAAUGCAAGUGUCGGACAAAAAAUGUGGAUUGCAAUUCCAAAUGUCAUUCAAACAGUUCUUGUAAAACUAAAUUUUCUGACUAA